Aureobasidium namibiae CBS 147.97 is the source of this 546-nucleotide messenger RNA. RefSeq lists its product as uncharacterized. The record is from RefSeq and is a predicted model, not a curated record. The transcript has 3 exons. Bases 1 to 546 code for a protein of 181 amino acids. Lineage: Eukaryota; Fungi; Ascomycota; Dothideomycetes; Dothideales; Saccotheciaceae.
AUGGUUGCCUUCAACAACGUCAUCAUCUCUAGCAUCCUUACUAUCGCUGCUAUGGCUGCACCCACCGUCCUCGACCAAGAAUCCUCGACCUCAACUCUCGUUCGUCGCAAGAACACCAACAAGUGUGAAGCCCACAUUCACAUUGACUCUUCCAAUGGUCUCUGUGGCAAUUCUUGCACUACCAAGUACAACAUCGACCUCCUCGACAAUAAUGUACCUGCCCAGGCUAUGGGUAAGGAUUGGUACUGGGCCAAUGUCGGCACAUGGUCAGCUACAAACCCCAACUACCAGAUCAAGAUUGGUACCACCAGAGGUCUCGAGCUUUGGAUCGAUGGCAGUCUGCCUAGUGGCUUGAUCAACGAUUCUUGGAGAAACUCCUUCACUCUUCACUACGGUUCGCAGCACUGGAACUCGCAUGAAUGCGAGAACUGGAAUUACAAGAGUCCCAGACAGAGCAAUGGAUUCCGCCAUGAGUUUGAUCUGUGGUCAUCAAGGCAGGCGACUAUCGCUCGAGAACGAAACCGAGUUGCUAGAUUUGGCGAUUGA